GUUGUGGACCUCUCACCGCUUUCUCCUUCAUCGCACCUAACACAACACAACCCCAAACGCCUGAAUCACCAAUACUACCUGGGAAGAAGAAGAAGGAAAAACAUCCCAUUGAUUUCUAAAAAAAUGCUUUUAAAAGAUACCAUCAAAACCAUUGUCCGGGACGAAGUAAUAGGGGUCACCGCCCUCGCAAAAGAACCCGCCGCCACAGGGGCCUAUCUGUACCCGCUGCGUGGGAUUGCAUACUUCCUUACGCACCGUGCCAUCUGGAAACCCCUUACCUCGCGUCUUCUCCCAUUGUUGACACUAAGCACCGGGGUAAUCACGUCAAUGUUUCUUUUCACCUACAUCCCGCAGUCCUUCCUGCUGACAUUCGUCAAUGGGCCCGUUGCAUGGAUAUCCACAAUUGCUCUCGUGUUGAGCGAGUCCGCGGUGAUCAUCACUGCACUCAGCAGAGCCUUCCUGAUCGAUGAGGCGUUGGUGGACAUUUUUGAUGGAGUGUUGCUGUUGGAGGGUAUGAGUGUGCUUGUGAAAAAUGGAAGGAAAUUAGAGGCCGGAAAUGGGGUUAUGGGAAAACUAGGGGCGUUGGUGAAGAAGCCAUUAGAGAAGCUCACUGUCAAGAGCUUGGUUAGCUAUUUGAUUUGGCUGCCGGUCAAUUUCAUUCCCAUAGUUGGAACUGUUGUAUUCAUUUUUGUUCAAGGGAGGAAGCUAGGACCUACUUACCACGCCCGGUACUUCCAGCUCAAAAGCUAUUCCAACCAGCAGAAGAAUGCGUUUGUUGAAAGGAAUAUGCCUGCUUAUAUCGGUUUCGGCACGGCUUCGAUGCUAUUACAAUUAACUCCUAUCGUCAGUAUCUUAUUUUCGUACACAAACACUGUUGGUGCGGCAUUGUGGGCAGUUGAUAUCGAGAGGGGGAAUCGCCCUGCGGAAGGAAAGAGGGUUGGGGGUAUCGUCGCUGGUGGUGAGAAGGAGUUGUAAUGAAUGGGAUGUUAUGCAUGGUUUUGGGACUCGGUUGAUCUUUCGAAUUUCUAGAAUCCGGGGUAGCUACCAGACACCUUACCAAAUGUCUUGUUUUUCGGGGAGUUACAUGUGGGCUCACUUUGCGAUAUUAUCACAAUUGAACUGUGCGUUCGGUGCUGG
This is a messenger RNA of Tuber melanosporum (Perigord truffle), 1137 nucleotides long. RefSeq lists its product as uncharacterized. Bases 124 to 975 code for a protein of 283 amino acids. Gene Ontology annotation, cellular component: lipid droplet; prospore membrane; ascospore wall. The transcript is spliced from 3 exons. The record is from RefSeq and is a predicted model, not a curated record. Lineage: Eukaryota; Fungi; Ascomycota; Pezizomycetes; Pezizales; Tuberaceae.